Messenger RNA from Physella acuta, 4559 nucleotides. RefSeq names its product putative ATP-dependent RNA helicase DHX34. Gene Ontology annotation, molecular function: helicase activity; RNA binding. NCBI's taxonomy places the organism in Eukaryota, Metazoa, Mollusca, Gastropoda, Physidae. The record is from RefSeq and is a predicted model, not a curated record. Gene Ontology annotation, cellular component: intracellular anatomical structure.
UUAGAUCUAGAUAGAUCUAGCACUAGCACAAGUAGCCAAGUACUGUAGCAGUGUGUGUUGCUGUUGUGUUAGGCACUGUUAGCUGUUUAUUUUAAUAAUUUUAUUACUACUAGAUCUCUAGAAAAUAACUGGUAUGAAUGUAUAUAUAUAGAAUCUAGAUCUACAUCUAUUUUAGAUUCAAGUGGUUAUUAUUACAAAUACAGCAACUGGGGGCACUUGACUAAAAGAGUAGAAGAGAAUGAGUGAAUUUGAAUAUGGCUCAGAUUCAUGCUCAGAUUCAGCCAGUGAAUCAGAAAGUGAUGACAGAUCUAAGUAUACAAGCAAAAAAGGAGAGAAAAGUGCUGACAAAGAAUGUAAAGCUAAGCACAGACAUUCCAAACAUCUGUCUGAGCUUGUCAAGUCUAAACAUAGUCAGAGUCACGGGACGCUUUCUAACAAGAAGAAAUAUUCUGAUGCGUGUCACUUAUCAAAAGACUUGCACAUUGACAGAAAUUGUAAAUCAAAACAUAAACACAAGAGUGACGAGGAUCGUACCAGCAGUGAUAGUGACGAUUCAGAAACAAAAAAAUCUGAAAGCUUGAAGGGGGGUAAAAGGGAUAAAAGGAAGAAAAGUUCAAGAAGAGAAGCGGCUACAUCCACUACACCCACCAAGAAGCCGCAAGACUGUCUGGAUUUCAACUUUGAUUUUCAUAAAUAUAAAUAUUCCCUAGGGAAAAUUUUCUUUAAGGAUGUUUAUUUUUCUAAGAUAUCUGAUAAGCGUUCACAAGAACAAGAUGACUUCUGGGCCUUUGUCAGCAGAUAUCAACAGUUCCAGCGCAAGAAGGCAGAAAAAGGUGGAGUUACAGCUGAGCAUUCAUCCAGACACAAAGGUCACUUAGAACUUCCUCAAAAGUAUGACGUGAAUUACAGGAUCAAUCUGUCUUUUCUUAGCAAAGACUUUGAUAUAUUUCUAAAGAAGAAUCGCCUGGUUGAUCAUCAUCUUGAAAAAGAACUAACACGAGAGAGAAUCAUUCAGUUCCGAUCUAUAAUAAUACAUUAUCUUGAUUUUCAACAAAAACUAAAGUUUCAGAAAUUGAUAAAAAUUCGUAAAGAUCAAAGGAGUCUUCCAAUUUUUCAUUACAAAGAGAAAAUUCUAGAACUGGUGAAGCAACAUCAAGUCAUUGUUGUUGCUGGGGACACUGGAUGUGGGAAAUCUACCCAGGUUCCCCAGUACCUGAUGGAAGCUGGCUAUGACAAGAUUGCCUGUACACAGCCACGCAGAAUUGCCUGUAUCUCUCUGUCCAAACGUGUGGGAUAUGAAACUCUCAAUGAAUACGGGACUCAAGUUGCUUUCCAGGUUCGUUUUGACAAAAGCAAGACAGCUGCAACCAAGAUUCUGUUUCUCACAGAAGGUUUGCUACUGCGACAAAUGAGUUCUGAUCCACUACUGGAGAUGUACAGCGUUAUUGUUAUUGAUGAGGUACAUGAGAGACACAUCUACACAGACUUCCUGCUGGGCGUCCUCAAGUGUGUACUCAAGCAAAGAUCAGACUUGAAGCUUGUGCUCAUGUCUGCCACAAUCAACAUCAAUCUCUUCUCUCAUUACUUCCAUGAUGCACCUGUCAUCAAGGUCCCAGGCCGCCUGUACCCUAUUGAAUUAGAAUAUUGCCCCAUAAGGAAGGACGACAAGAAAGAAAGCAAACGCCUUGACCCGACUCCAUACUUGCGCAUCAUGCAGCGUAUUGAUCACAAAUACCCCAGCAGUGAACGAGGAGACCUGCUGAUAUUCCUGAGUGGGAUGUCUGAGAUCAUGGCGGUGGUGGAAGCUGCUAAAGCCUACGCCCAGCAGAUGAAGCGCUGGAUCGUCCUCCCCCUACACAGCGCGCUCUCCAUAGAGGAGCAGGACAAGGUGUUUGACUUCCCACCUGACGGGGUCAGGAAGUGCAUUGUGUCCACCAACAUAGCUGAGACCUCGGUCACCAUUGAUGGCGUCCGUUUUAUUGUGGACUCAGGGAAGGUGAAGGAGAUGAGCUUUGACCCCAAGUAUAAGAUGCAAAAGUUGCAGGAGUUUUGGAUCAGUCGUGCCAGCUCCGAGCAGAGGAAAGGUCGCGCUGGCCGUACUGGACCGGGCGUGUGUUUCCGCCUGUACGAGGAAUCAGACUACAACAUGUUUGAGGAGUACUCCACCCCUGAGCUCCAGCGUGUGCCACUAGACUCACUCAUCUUACAGAUGAUAUCCAUGGGCCUGCCUGAUGCCAGGAAAUUCCCCUUCAUUGAGCCACCAAGCAUGUCAAGCCUGGAAAAUUCCAUCCAGUUUUUGAAAGAACAAGGAGCUUUAUCAUCUGAUGAAAGCUUAACUCCCAUUGGUCAAAUGUUGGCUAUGCUACCAGUUGAUGUUGUCAUUGGAAAGAUGCUGAUAAUGGGCAGUAUUUUUAAUAUGAUUGACCCUGUUCUGUCUGUGACCGCAGCCAUGAGUGUGCAGUCCCCCUUCACAAAUCAGGCCUACACUAACCCAGAGGCACUGACAGCAAGAAGACCUCUUGAGUCAGAACAUGGAGACCCCUUCACCUUGCUGAAUGCUUUUGAUGAGUGGAUCCAGGUAAAAGCUGAGGGUCUGGGUACACGCAAGUGGUGCAGGCGUCGAGGCCUGGAGGAACAAAGAUUCUACGAGAUGAUUAAACUAAAGCGCCAGUUCAGGGACCUGCUCAAGGACCAUCACCUGUUGGACGGAGGAGAGGAGAGGCAGCAGUACAUGUCCAGUGAUGAAAGGAGGAUCAAGCAUGGGGAGAGGAAGAGGCUGGGGGAGUUGAGGAGGGAAAAAAUGAGAGAAACCAAAAGGAGGAAAAUUUUAACCCUGGAGGAUGAGGACUACACCAUCAGUGAUGAGGAAGGGGACACCACUGGAGACAUCAAAGAUUUGGAGUUUCGUUUAUCUAAUGACCUCAGUCAGCUACAGGAGACCUCCAACAAGAGCCGUAGCUUCACACUGAGGGACAUCAACCUGAUGAAGAUCAUCCUGUCCAGUGGCCUCUACCCCCAGAUGGCCAUAGCUGAUGACUGCAACACCUACAAGAGGGACACAGAGCAGGUCUUCCACACCAAGAACAAACCUUUUAUAUUGCUGCACCCAACAUGUGUGUUUGCCAGCCAUCCUGACCUUUUGACCCCUAAGUUGGCUGAUGGGAAACGACCUGCACCUAGUGAACUCAAAGGACUUUUAAGCUCCAAACAUGAGUUCCUCUCAUAUGUUUCCCUGCUAGAGACCAACAACAAACCCUACCUAGUGAACACCAUGAGAGUACCAGCCCUACAGACUGUCACGCUCUUCUCUAACUGUAUUGACACCAAUGCUGACUGUACAAGGCUAAUUUGUGAUGGCUGGCUGGAGGUCAAGUUCUCCAGCCCUGAGGUAGCAGAAGUUGUUGUGUCCAGUGUUGUCCAGCUACGCAACACCUGGCACAACCUUCUCAAGGUCAGGCUCAAAGACACAUUUGAAGGCAUAGAGGAGGAGCGCAGGGUGAGUCCCCGGGCCAGACAGCUGGAGAGGGUGCUGGCCAGCAAGUUGACAGAGUUCCUACACUCUGAUUUUGUGUACGCUGUCAGGAGAGUGCUGCCUGCUGAGAUGCAGCAUGUUUAUGUGGGACCUGGUCAUGGAUCUGGUGGAACAGACGUACUCAACAAACUGGUCAAAGGUGGAUCUGAUGGUAAAGAGCACCCAGUCAAAGGAGGAGUACAAGUGACAGAUUACCUCACUUUCUCAUGUCUACUGGAUGAAACAUCGGCCAGUAUCUGGGGAGAGUUCACCACCAGCAUGCAGCGCCACUGGACCUGUGAGAACUGUAAACAAUCCAUGUUGGUCACUGUCCUGGAGAGGCUUCAACAUGAGGCUGUCUGCUGUCCACAGGUCACACAAGCAGGAUCCCAUGUACCAGCUGUUGAAGAGAAAGAAACAGAAAAAGCCCCAAACCCCUCCCAGCGGUCAUACUUCUGCCCUGAAUGCAACCUUCACAUUCUGUUGACUGCCACAGAGAUCUUGAAGCACAGGAAAAUACACCCAGCUAAAGUGUCAAGUCUGCGCUAGGUACAGGAACUUUACCCAGCUAAAGUGUCAAGUCUGCGUUAGGUACAGGAACUUUACCCAGCUAAAGUGUCAAGUCUGCGUUAGGUACAGACACUUUACCCAGCUAAAGUGUUAGGAACAGGCACUUUACCCAGCUAAAGUGUUAGGUACAAAAACACAUGAACUUUACCUAGCUAAAGUGUUUGGUACAAAAUCACAGGCACUUUACCCAGCUAAAGUGUUAGGUACAAAAACACAUGAACUUUACCUAGCUAAAGUGUUUGGUACAAAAUCACAGGCACUUUACCCAGCUAAAGUGUUUGGUACAAAAACACAGGAACUUUACCCAGUUACAGAACAAUUAACCCUAGAAAAGUAACAAAAGAAGUAAGACAAUAAUGUACCCAAGUACAUGCCCUUCUGUCACACUGGGCUGUUUAAAAUGUUUCUCUGAUCUAGUUGUUACUUUUGUUAUCACAUUUCACUGACUGUAAAAAGAUUGUAAAUAAAAUGGUAUUCA